CUGACACAUCUCUUUCAUUUAAAAACACCUUUGAGCAGAGAGCAGGAAAUGUAAACACACAGCAGCGAUUCAGAUGUCAGUAGAAUUUGAGUAAACCGACGAAAACAUGGAGGAUGGACACUUGUCUCUUGGGAAGUACAUUGUCCGAAGGGAAGUUCUGGAUGAGUCCCGCCUGGAUGUGGUGGCACAAAAAGGGACAAGGCCCAGCAAACCCACCGUGUGUGAACAAUUGAAGGAGAUGUUGAGGUGUUCUGUGCCCCGGUUGAAGGGCAUACUCCUGACAUGGAUUCCCGUUCUCUCCUGGCUGCCUAAAUACACAUUUCGAGAAAAUAUUAUAGGUGACGUGAUAUCUGGCUGCAGUGUGGGCAUCAUGCAUCUGCCACAGGGCAUGGCAUACGCUCUUCUGGCCUCCUUACGCCCCGUGUUUGGACUUUACUCCUCCCUCUACCCAGUACUGGUCUACUUUAUCUUUGGUACCUCCAGGCACAUCUCUGUGGGUACAUUUGCUGUGAUCAGCAUUAUGGUUGGGAGUGUGACAGAAAGGCUUGCACCAGACAGUAAUUUUAUUGUAAACGGGACCAAUGGGACAGAAAGUUUGAACGUAUCUGAAAGGGACUCAUACAGAGUACAGAUAGCAUGUUCCCUCACAGUCCUGACAGGAAUCUUUCAGAUCCUGCUGGGUGUGGUGAGGUUUGGUUUUGUGGUGACCUACCUGUCUGAGCCACUUAUUCGAGGCUACACUACUGCAUCAGCGUGCCAUGUGUGUGUCUCUCAGCUUAAAUACCUGUUUGGAGUCACACCAACUCGCUUCACUGGCCCUUUCUCCAUCAUUUAUACUGUAGUGGAAAUUUUCAAACUUCUGCCUCAGACGAGGAUCCCAGAGCUGGUGGUCAGCCUGGUGUCUCUUACGAUUCUCAUUCUCUUUAAACAAAUUAAUGAUUGUCACAAACGAAAGCUGCCAUUACCAAUCCCUAUAGAGCUCAUAGUGAUCAUCACAGCAACAAUCAUAACCUAUUUUUGUGGACUCCGCAGUGAAUACUUAAUUGAUGUGGUUGGUGAAAUUCCCAGUGGGCUCAAGGCCCCUCAUGUUCCUGAUACCACUCUUUUCUCAAAGAUUAUAGUUGAUGCUUUCACCGUGGCCAUUGUGGGCUAUGCCAUCACAAUUUCCUUGGGCAAAACAUUCGCCCUCAAACAUGGCUACAAAGUGGAUAGCAACCAGGAGCUUGUUGCUGCUGGCCUCUGUAAUGCCAUUGGUGGUUUGUUCCAGUGUUACGCUGUGACUGCCUCGUUGUCUCGAAGUCUUGUACAGGAAAGCACUGGGGGAAAAACACAAGUUGCUGGGCUGGUCUCCUCUGUUAUUGUGCUCAUCACAGUUUUAAAAAUAGGCUCCCUGUUUGAAGAUCUUCCCAAGGCCGUCUUAUCCACAAUUGUGUUUGUGAAUUUGAAAGGAAUGUUCAAGCAGUUCACAGACAUCCCCAUGCUGUGGAGGACCAACAGUGUCGACUUGCUUGUGUGGCUGGUCACAUUCAUAAGCACCAUCCUGUUCAAUCUGGACAUGGGUUUGGCCGUUUCCAUCGGCUUUUCCAUGCUCACAGUCAUCUUUAAAACACAACUACCCAGGUACUCAAUCUUGGGCAAUGUAGCUGGCACGGACCUGUAUCUGGACACAGAGGCCUACAGAGAGGCUAAAGAGAUCCCAGGAAUAAAAAUCUUCCACUCAUCAGCCACAAUCAACUUCACAAAUGCUGAAAUGUACUUUGAGUCCCUGCAGGAGAAGAGUGGAAUCAACAUUGGAAAGCUGCAAACUGAGAAGAAGAAAUGGGAGGCCAAGCAGAAGCGCAAACAAGCAAAAGAGAGAAAAAGAGAAAAAGAUAAAGCAAAGAAAAAUCAGAAGCUAAAUGAGAGGAGGAACAACCUGAAUGGCACGGUUUUGAACCAGACAGACACAGAUCCAAACCUCACUGGCAAAGGCCAUGUUAACUGGGCUUAUUAUCCUGACAUAGUAAUAUCAGACUCAGAUUCAGACACGUAUGAGGUCAUUAUGGAGGUUUCACAUCAAUAUGAAAGUGGGAAAAAGAGCAUUCACAGCAUCAUUCUGGAUGUUUCAAUGACCAGCUCUGUGGACACGGUCACUGUAAAGACACUGAAAAAAAUUUUUGGGGACUUUGGAGACAUUGGCGUGACCAUCUAUCUAGCUGGCUGUCAAGCCUGUGUGGUGGAGCAGAUGGAAAGAGCAAACCUCUUCUCGGAGUCCAUCCCCAAGAGCUGGUUGUUUGUCUCAGUUCAUGAUGCAGUGCUUCAUAUACUCAAGAAACUUCGGGAGGAAGACGUUGUGCUUGGUCUUUCAUGUGAUACACAAAUGUGACCAGCAGGUGUCACAUUUUUUUCAAAUCAAGCAAUCUUCCAAACCUGCUCCACUCCCUCCUCUUCCUCUGCAUGUUUCAUCGGUCCACCAUUGGCUGCUGUGGUCUCCUCCCCCUCCCCUUUUCAGCGGGGCAGAAUCGCCACCUUGACAUGGCGGACGGUUGCCAGGGAAACAAAGGGAUCUGUUGCCAUGGCGACCAGCUUUUUAUGAUAUGGUAUAAUAAGAUGGCCAGCAAUACGUCACUGCGGCUCUCUCGCUGUGUGGUGCGGAGUGCAAGAUAUGGUGGAGGGUGGGGGAUGAGUGGGAGAAUGUAACACAGGACUAAUGAGUUUGUAUUUAUGGCAGACAUGAGAGGGAGCAGAGAAUGUGUGAAAGGCUGGGUGUAAACGGAAACUUAUGGUGGUGGUGGUGGUGUGUGUGUGUGUGUGUGUGUGUGUGUGCGUGUGUGCGUAUCCAUCAGUAAACACUUUUAAAAAGGAAAGCAUGAUAUCUGCCAGUCAAUCAUAACAUUAGUGACCACGCUGUGCUUAUCUACAGUCUAAAUCUUAUAUUUCCUUUCAUUUGCUCCAAAGUGGCAGAUAAGGUGUAUUAGCUGUUAUAUUCAAAUACAGCCAGCUUAAAUCAAACACGAGGAUGUACUUAUAUCACUAUUCACAUUCAUAGUCAUAACUCUAAGCUUCCUUCGAGCCUUCGAACUAAACUGCUAACUUAACAGUUUGUAGCACACUGACUUCCAAUAGCUCACCAGAAGAGAACUGAUCUGACCCUUUUAUGUCUUUUUUCUACUUAUUUUAGAUGUUCCUAUGCACGUAAGCCUGAAAGGUGCUUAAUUUAAAAAUAAGUACACCGAUCAGACAUUAACAGAAACGCCUUUCAAGCAAGACAAUGAUUUCUCUUCCACAACCAUCAGAUGAAUAAUCAACCCGCAGAAACUAUUAAUAAGUCAUUGAUUAUGUUUUUCUUCUUCUUUAAAUCCAGCUGCAGAGGAAAUAAAAUGAUAGCUUUGACUGCUUUAUAGUGGGGCCCUCUAGUGCUGUCAGCAGACAAUAUCUUACUUGCAGUUCUUAAAUUUCAGAUGUCUUAAAAUAAGACUAGCCUGAAAAAUGUUAUGCCAGUCCACAAUAUUUUAUAAACCUUGUUACUUUUGCACCAAGUAGUUAUUCAUAAAGAAGUCUAACUCCAAACAGUGGAUAUUUGUAGACAUAUUUUAAUGGAUAUUUAAGGUUUACCACUUAAAAAAAAAAAUGUAGUCCAGAAAAAAUAUAGAAAGUCAAAAAUUGCAUUUAAAAUUUAAUAGGUCUUGUCCAAACUGAGCGAAAACAAAUGUGUUAAAAGUCCAGCUUUGAUAGCCCAUUUGAUAAACCCUACAAUUUUUCAACCAAAUUUAGACUCAAUAGGCAUUUUUAUGCAGAUAUCUUAUCAACUGUCGCUUUUUCACCUCAUUUUUGUAUUCUUCAUUCACAAGUCUUUUCAAUUACAUUUUACUGUGAGGGGUUGAAGUUAUUUACAGUGAAGUUCAUGCCAUCUCCAUCUUUUAAAGCCUGACUGAACAAAUAAUAGGCAGAUUUCACAUUUAAAUGUACUUUUUCUAACAAUAUAAAUUGGAUUUGUUAUCCUUUUGAUAUCAUAAUUUAUGCAUUGGGCAUUUUUGAUCAUGUAUUUAUUGUAUUAUUUCCAACUAAAAUGAUAUGGAUUGCAUGCAUGAAAAAAUACUCAUGUCAGGAAUCCACUAAAAAGGCAAGCGAUACACUGAGCCACAAAAUAUUUCCAGUUACCACUUUAAAAGAAUAACUUUGCACUUUAUAAUACAUCUGCUUGUUAGAAGGUGUGUGUAGCCACCUUAGACUUAGCUCUUCCACCAGAUGGUAGAUGACAAGCAUAGGAUUUGAUACUGCCGGUUUUGAAGGAAAAUACCAACGUUGUUAACCAGGUAGAAGAUAAUUUGCCAUCGUAGGGAAACCAUUCCACUGAACUAAACUUCCAAACUAUCCCAUUCUGAUAUCUGAGGUAACUGAACCAGAAGUUUUUUUUCUGUAUAUAUAUUUUUUACAUAUUGUACAUUUUUACAAAAUGAAAACAAGAAAAUAAAGACCCUUAACAACA
Messenger RNA from Girardinichthys multiradiatus, 4468 nucleotides. It is a transcript of the gene slc26a6l2, whose product is annotated as solute carrier family 26 member 6. The record is from RefSeq and is a predicted model, not a curated record. Lineage: Eukaryota; Metazoa; Chordata; Actinopteri; Cyprinodontiformes; Goodeidae. The transcript is spliced from 19 exons. Gene Ontology annotation, molecular function: chloride transmembrane transporter activity; secondary active sulfate transmembrane transporter activity; bicarbonate transmembrane transporter activity. The coding region runs from base 107 to 2365 and encodes 752 amino acids. Gene Ontology annotation, cellular component: membrane. Gene Ontology annotation, biological process: transmembrane transport.